Messenger RNA from Bactrocera neohumeralis, 3662 nucleotides. RefSeq lists its product as uncharacterized. The record is from RefSeq and is a predicted model, not a curated record. NCBI's taxonomy places the organism in Eukaryota, Metazoa, Arthropoda, Insecta, Diptera, Tephritidae. The transcript has 11 exons. Gene Ontology annotation, biological process: signal transduction. Gene Ontology annotation, cellular component: cytoplasm. Bases 669 to 1784 code for a protein of 371 amino acids.
UACUGUCAGUUGUUACUCAGCAUUCGUUGGAUGUGCAUGUUAGUGCGCUUGGAAAUCUUUGAGAGCAUUGGAAAUCACUCAGUUGAACAUUGCAAUUGAGCCAGAAUUAAUGUUUAAUAGAAAUAUUGAGAGAAACGUUUUCUAAAAGUGAAAUUAAGCCAAAACAAGUUUAAACAAUUUUAGAAGCACAAAAAAAAUUGUGACUUUGAAAAUAAGUACAGAAAAAAUUUAAAGAAAAAAAAAUAUUUUGAUGUAAAAAAUAAAAAAAAAUUAAAUAAUUUAUAAAAUAAUAUAUCAAGCAUAUUUUUUAAAAACUAACUAACUAUUUUUGGAUCAGCAAAACGUAACGUAACAACCACAGCAUCACAGUGAAGGGUGAAUUAAAUAGAAUUUCCUAAAACGCAAUUACCGCAAAUUUCUCGCGCCACAAAGUCAAAUGAAAUUGAACGCUUGAACGUUUUAUUACAUGCUCAGCUCAGUCGUGGAAGGAUAAUAUCUAAAUUUGAAAAUCUCAAUUCGAAAUAAAUUGUAUUCAAACCAACAAUAACAAUAAAUUUCAAAUUAAUUUAUAAUUAACACGCAAUCGCCAAACUCCACUGCGCCAUCUCAUUAACGCAUUUGCGUCUUCGAAAUUUCUAAAAACCCAAAUAACAAAGCAUCAGCUCAUUAUGGAGAAACACGCAACUCCGAAUCACGCUGCGGCUGGACAGCAUCAUCAGCAUGCCCACCACCCGGACAAGAUAAGCAAAUAUCUUGUUAAUACGGACAAGAGUGGCGAAUUGACAGUUACAGUGCAGGGCGACUUGACACAACAAGAAAAGCGUGCAGUCUUCAUUACAGUCCACGAUCUGGGAUGCAAUCACAACUCAUUCCAAGAAUUUGUCAGCAGUCCAUGCAUGACGGAGAUUAAGGAGCGUUCCUGUUUCAUACACAUCGAUGUACCUGGACAUGCUGAUAAUGCUGAGGCCUUACCGGACAGUUUCCAGUUUCCAUCGCUGCAAACACUGGGUGAAGAUCUCAUUACCGUUUUGGACUUUCUGCAUGUCAAAUAUGUGAUUGGCUUGGGUGAAGGCGCCGGUGCUAAUGUUCUGGCUCGCUUCGGUUUGGCUCAUCCAUCCCGAGUGCUCGGUCUGGUGUUGAUCAAUGCCACCGGCAGCGCCGCCAGCGUUUUACAAUCAUUCAAAACAAAGCUAAUACAAUGGAAGAACGAUGAUAUUGCACAAUCGGCCGAAAGCUUUUUAAUGUAUCACAAAUUUGGACAUCUACAGGUUAUGGAGCAAUUGGUUGGCGAUAAUCCGGAUAAGGAAAAGAUCGUCUCCGAAUAUCAGAAGCGUUUGCACAGCACUUUGAAUAGCAAAAAUGUGGGACUCUAUGUUAAAGCUUUUAUGAGCCGCAAGGAUCUUACAUUGAAGGGUUGCAAGAUUGAUGUCAUCUUAAUCACGGGCAUGUUGAGCCCCUAUGCUUCGAUGGUUGAAAAGUUGCACAAAGAUGUGGAGAAGGAGAAGGUGACUAUUUUGAAAAUAGAACGUGCUGGCGAUGUUUUGGCUGAUGCGCCCGCCAAAGUAGCUCAGUCUAUUUUGCUCUUCUGCAAAGGUCAAGGCAUUCUAACCUCUGUCGUUAUGCCGGGCGUUGAUCGCGGACGUGCUUACUCGACAAGUUCCGGUGGUUCGGUGGACGGACAGAAUGGUUCACGCAAACUAUCACGUGGUGUCUCCAUGGAAGAUUACGACAAGCCAAAUAUACGCCGAUUGAGUAUUAUCAACAACGAAUCACCGAAGAAGUAAACGGCGCGCUUGAGAAAAAAUAAUAUUGAAAUGCAUGAAAUUAUUGUGUGUGCAGGCGUACCCAUAUGCACAUUUUUUUGUGUAAAAUAUAUGGGUAUGCUAGUUAUAGUUCAAAGUAUUGUUAAGCUUGAAAUGUGUGGAACAAAAAUAUUACAUGCAAUGCGCCCAAAAAUCAUUAUGUUACUAUUAAGCCAAAAAAAAAAAAAAAUACAAUUAAUUAGAAAUUAUUUGAUGCUUCACUAAUUUAUCGCAUAAUAGAAAGAUUUAAAGCUGUUAGUUUAUAUUACAAAAUAUAUACUUACAUACAUACAUGUGUAUAUACAUAUGUAUAUGUAUAUAUAUUAAUAUAUGUGUCUGAAAACAAUGCCAAAGUUUAAAUGCUAAACCAAAAACUAAUAUCGUUUGAAUAUGUUAAUGUAGUAAACAUAUGUACAUGGCUAUAUAUUGAUAUUUACAACCAUAUAUACAGCACAUACAUACAUACAUGUAUAGACAGCUAUGUAAAGUAAUGAAAUCACUUCAAAAACCUGAAAACGGUUAAAUUAUUUGAAGCGUUUUGCGCACUUAAUCUUUAUUGCAUGAUUCAUACAUAUAUACAUAUUUAUACAAAAAUUACACAUAAUAUUCUAAAGUCAGCUGCAACUAAAUGACAUUUUCAUAAAUAAAUUAAAAUAAUAAUGUUUACUUUUUGCACAUGAAAAUGAAAAAUUCAUAAAAAAAUUAAAAUUCAUAAAUCAUAAAUAAAUUAAAAAAUAAAUAUUUACUUUUUGCACAUGAAAAUGAAAAAUUAAACCCACCUACAACGAAAAAGUGACCAAACAUAUCUCCCAAAAACAUUUUUCGAAAAAAAAAACAAAUUCCAGCAUAAUAAGAACAGCUCAUGGAAGAUUUGGAAACUGUCAACUACACGUAAUACCUCCAAAUGUUAACGAAAACAGUACCUUUCAAUUAACUAACAAAGUACACCGAAAACACUAAUCGAGUUUCAUUUAUGUAUUUCAAAAAAAUUUUUAAAACAAAUAUAUUCAAACUUUUUGAACGCUAUUUUAAUCACAUUUCCAAAUAUGCUUAAGAAAGAUGUUAUAAACAAUGAAAAUAUUCUCCGUAGAUUUGUAAAAAAAGCACGAAGAGAUUAUUAAAAAUCAUUAACUUGUAAAUGUAGCAACAGCUUGUUCUUAAAUAAAACCCGUUGCUUAUAAUGUUAAAAACAAUGUAGUCAAACACGCCGCAACCAUAAUUAAUUAAAGUAUAUAUGCUAUAAUUAUAUUCAUUAGAAAAUGCGUAUGGAAGCUAAAGUUGAACUCUAGCCUUGCAAUUUUCAUUUCAACGAAAAAGAAAACAAGAAAAUUUAGAAGCAAGCUCAGUUAAAAAUUGCAAGCACUCAAUUAACAGUACAUAACUUCAUUUCCACAUGGAUUGAAGCAAAUAUUCAAUUGCAAUUAGAAAAAUAUAAAUAUAUUUUUAUUUAAAUACAAUUGUAAGUAUUGCGUCAAAGCAGCGAAUCAUGUGCAAUUAUUUCACAUAAAAUUUUGUUUUUUUUUUGCAAAAAUACAAACAUAUAAUAUGGAGGCAUGUUAUAUCGGGGUAUGCGCAACAAUGCGCCAAUGCGCAUAUUUAGAAAAAAUGUAUUAGCGUUUAUAUUCAAAUUAUGCUUAUAUAAUCUAUAUUGAACGCAAUGCCACAAAGCCAAUAAAAUCACACAAAUCAAUAUUUAACAUGAAAUUAUAUUAAUCAAACAAUGUAUUGUAUUUAACUACAAAAACCAAGCCAAACUUUAACUAGAAUUGCAUUAAAAGGAGAAUUCUAUAUCAAAUUAUGUAAUGAUAAGGUGUUUAGCGAAAUGUGAAAUUAAAUUGUUUAGAAAAAGUUUAUAAGGAA